GGUUUGGGAUUUGAACAGGAAAAACAGGGAAGAGCUCUCUGAAGGGAGUGGGGGAUGUGAUGAAUUUGUCUGAUGCUGAGAAGAUGUGGAGAGUAUUCAAUGCACUUGGAGACAUUGCAUUUGCUUACUCAUUUUCUACCAUUCUGAUUGAAAUCCAGGACACAAUAAAAUCUCCAGGGGAAAGCAAAGUGAUGAAGAAGGCCACUUGGAUAGGUGUCUCAACAACCACUCUGUUUUAUGUGCUUAUUGGAUUCAUUGGCUAUGCUGCAUUUGGGAACCAAGCUCCAGGCAACAUGCUUACUGACUUUGGGUUUUUGGAGCCCUUCUGGUUGAUUGACAUUGCCAACCUCUGCGUUGUGUUGCACAUUCUGGGUGCAUAUCAGGUGUUCACCCAAUUACUGUUUGCUGCACUUGAAUCAUGGAUCACUAAAAGGUGUCCCAAAUCAAAGUUCAUAACAGGGGAGUACCCAAUAAGCAUUACUACCAAACGUUUCAGCUUCAACUACAGUUUCAACAUAUUCAGAUUGAGCUGGAGGACUGCUUUUGUGGUGUUCGCUACUGUACUGGCAAUAGUGAUGCCCUUCUUCAACGACAUACUUGCAUUCAUUGGAGCUAUUAGCUACUGGCCGAUGACAAUUUAUUUCCCCAUGGAGAUGUACAUCACACAGAAGAAGAUCAGAAGAUUUACAUUUCAAUGGAUGUUCCUCCAACUAAUCAAUAUAAGCUGCUUUCUCGUCGCCUUAGCUGCAAUCUCUGGAUCCAUCCAAGGUUUAAUUGGGGCAGUACGCGUAGAUAACAUCUUCAAGUUGAAAUAGUGACAAUCACCGAAACUGAUAAUGAACCAUUAUUUGUGUGUGAUCUUCUGUAAACAUGGUUAAGGAUAUCGAACAUUGCUUGAUCUCUGCAAAAUUUUUGCAUGUCAAAUAUCAGAGACUAAUUCAGUCAAAUACAUUUCCGUACAUUGAUAUGCACCCUCUUGAUAUCUAGUCAUGGAUUUUUAGAAUUUUA
Messenger RNA from Macadamia integrifolia, 1008 nucleotides. Its product is annotated as amino acid permease 6-like. Bases 60 to 815 code for a protein of 251 amino acids. Lineage: Eukaryota; Viridiplantae; Streptophyta; Magnoliopsida; Proteales; Proteaceae. The record is from RefSeq and is a predicted model, not a curated record. The transcript is spliced from 3 exons. Gene Ontology annotation, cellular component: plasma membrane.